CAAUGCCUUGAUGGGUCCGGGCUGCUUUGGUGGUAAAAGGGGCACCUACUCUAUAUUAGUGUCAGAAUGCCUGUGCAAGUCCCUCUAUAAGUCGCUGAUCACCACCAGGGGUGGACUGACAACUCAUGGGGCCCCCGGGCAGUAAGGGAUCAUGGGGCCCCUGUGUCCUUGCCCAAACUCAAACGAACCUAUGAAAAAUGGACCAGGGGUAUCUCAUGGGGCCCCCUACUGACCCCGGGCCCUCGGGCGGUGCCCGAGUUUCCAAAUGGUCAGUCCACCCCUGAU
This is a messenger RNA of Staurois parvus, 285 nucleotides long. The record is from the annotation of a GenBank genome assembly. Lineage: Eukaryota; Metazoa; Chordata; Amphibia; Anura; Ranidae.